AUGCGACCCGCGAGCUCGCCCGCUACGGUGCCCAGCAGCAAUAAAAACAAUCUUUUAAGUGUCGCGGCUGACACAGCGUCGAUUAAAGAGACGAAAGAUGCACUACUUUCCGAUUCGGACAGUCCCACAAGUACUGCAGUCGAUUUGACGAUUAAUCAGAUAGAAGAAGACCUUCGACCAGAGAAUGUGGAGGAACAGGAGAUUGAGUGGGGAGACGAUACCGUUAAAGACGAGAUCGUUAGCGUCGACCCUGAGUCCCUGAGCAAUAAAAAACGACGGAGAGUGUCGUUUGAAUGUGCUGACAUUGUAGAAUUUGAACCCACAGCGUACACCACAAGCGUCACGUCCGGCGGAGUGCCCGUAGGUCUGUCGCUGAACGAGCGAUCUCGAUCACGACGACGAUUGGACUCUUUCGAGAUGGAACGAGUGAAUGUACGUGUGGGGCGACAAAACUAUAUGGAGGAAGGGUAUCUGGACCCACAAGAGCGUGAAGUUAUCCUGAAUAAUGCAGGCUGUGAAGAGCCUGUCAUUGCAUCGGCGGAAGCCGAAGUGAAUGCUAUUAUACAGAACAGACGUGAGUCAAAUGAGAUCGAUUUUGACUUUAUGUAUGGCUCCAGCGAGAUCGAGAUUUAUGAGGCGGAUGAAGAGAUAAACGUCUUGUCCUAUGAUCACGAUGUCGGUACACAACACGAAGAGCAACAAGACGUUGCGUUGGUCUCAUCAAACGAGCGCACAGAUCAGCUGGAGUCGUCGAAAAGCAUGGCACAAUCAUACCAUGAGGAUUUGUCAAAGGCAGCAUCAUUAUAA
Messenger RNA from Plasmopara halstedii, 807 nucleotides. RefSeq lists its product as uncharacterized. Bases 1 to 807 code for a protein of 268 amino acids. Lineage: Eukaryota; Oomycota; Peronosporomycetes; Peronosporales; Peronosporaceae. The transcript has 2 exons. The record is from RefSeq and is a predicted model, not a curated record.